Nothobranchius furzeri (turquoise killifish) is the source of this 2713-nucleotide messenger RNA. Its product is annotated as SLAM family member 7. Lineage: Eukaryota; Metazoa; Chordata; Actinopteri; Cyprinodontiformes; Nothobranchiidae. The record is from RefSeq and is a predicted model, not a curated record.
AAAACUGAGUUGUUAAUAAAUUGUUAGCAGGUUAAGAAAUAAUCUUUUAUGUUGUUUAAAAUGAUUUUUAAGCUGUUAACAAUGUUUUAGCUUUAAGGCAACAUUCAGAUGUAUUAUUUAUGUUUCUAAUCACCAUUAUUUUUCAUUCAUAGAAUAAUUUUUGUAUUUGAUUAAGACUGAUGCUUCUACAUGUGUUUCUGUGAAAACUUUAAAAAACAAGCAGUCAGCUUUCAUUUAGUUGUCUUUGGUGAGCCGUUGCAUCAUGUGUUUCUCAAAGUUCUCAAAAAAUGAAAAUGUUAAAAUUCUGUGUAAAAUAAAUCAAAGGAAACACUGAUCAUUUCUGUAGCGUUUAAAUAAAACAGCCACAUCUGCUGCUUUAACGUCACAGAGAAACGCACCAGAAUUCUGUUUUGUUGCCCAAUUGUGUUGGAAUCGUUUUACACCGUAUUACUUUUCAAACCUGCCAAAGUCGUGUUCAUUUUGUGUAAAACCAAUGUGUCCAUGUUUAGAACUUAGUAAAUUUUGCUCAGUCCUUGACCUGCUUUAAUCAAAAAUACAAAUUGUGCAUGAAUUCUCUGAAAACAUUUUCCUAUUUUAACACAACCACUACAAAAGAAAAGAAACUUCAGUCUCAACAAGAGUUUAUCUGACUAACCUAAUGGUACAAUGGGGCUACGGUGGAAGAGGAGGUAAGUGCCCGCCCUACAACUGGAGGGUUGCAGGUUUGAGCCCCAUCUGUUGCAGUCAUUGUGUCUUUAAGUAAGACACUUACCCUGCCAUGCUGCUGGUGGUGGUCAGAGGGACCGGUGGCACCAGUGUUCAGCAGCCUCGCCUCUGUCAGUGCGCCCCAGGGUAGUUGUUGCUAUGAUGUUGCUUAUCACCACCAGGGUGUGAAUAUGUGUGUGCGUGCAUGUGAGUGUGUGUGUGCGUGCGUGUUCAUGAUUGCGAGUUACAGCAAAAUAGGAGCAAAUAGAAGUGUGCUCCAUAGUCAUCAGGACUUCCCAUAACAUAGCUGAUUUUGUAUAUACAGUGUGUGUUGGUGUGUGUGUGUGUGCGUGCGUGCAUGUGUGUAUGCAUGCAUUGUAUCAGUGUGUAUGUGUGCAUGCAUGUGUGUGUGUGCAUGAAUAUGUGCAUGUAUGUGUGUGUAUGCAUGCAUGUGUGUGUGUAUGUAUGUGUGCGUGCGUGCGUGUGUGUACUGUAUGCAUGCAUGCAUGUGUGUGUAUGUGUGCAUUCGUGCGUGCGUGUGUGUGGAUGUGUGUGUGUGUGUUAUACUUAGUGUGGGGAAACUGAAUUUUAACAGAAACUUCACAUUUGUAUGCUCCAAAGUGCAGAAUUGUUCACGUUACCACGAGUUCUUCAUGUUGCUAAAGGUCAGGAAGUCCCAAUUUACACAUUAGUUGCUACAAGAAGCUUUCUGAUGUGGUUCAUGUCUAACGUUCCAAGCACACCACCAAGCUUCCUGCAUCAAGAGGAAGUUACCUUUCUCUCUCCAACAAUGGCUCGCGCUUUGGUGUAGUUCAUCAGCUGUUUUCAAAUACCAAGAGGACCCCGAACACCUCCCAUCACACACAAAGACCCACUUCUGUAAUCAGUCAGAAAAUCCUCUUGAGUGCCAAUGAGAUGGCGUGCCCAACUCUUCUAUGUGCUGUUUUUUUGCUUUAUCAAACACAAGGGUCCAGUGCUGGGACACCUGUGUUUGUGCCGACUGGAGGGGAUUUGAACCUUGAUGUGUCGGAUGCUGAUUUUCCUAAAACAUUUGACUUGUUUUUCUGGAAAUUUAAAACAGAAAAUGUGAUGGUAACAUAUCAGCCUAAUGGAGAACCAAACAUUCGUGAAGAAUACAGAAGAAGAAUUGAGGUUUCUGAGAAGAAAUACUCUGUGAGAUUAAAGCAUCUGACAAAGGGAGACAGUGGAACCUAUGUUGCACGAGUGACCGCGGGUAAAGACCGCAUACUAGCUGAAUAUGAUGUUACAGUUCAAGAUCCAGUCUCUCCAGUUGAUCUGAUCAGUGACUCUGUGUCCAAGAACUCCACCUGUAACGUCACAGCAGCCUGCACAACGCCAGAGUCUAGCAUCAGCAGCUCUUUCAGGUGUGAUGCUAAAACCUGCUAUCAGGAGGGAGGAAGGUCAGAGGUCAAUACAUCUGGGGGUUCCCUCCGCAUCUAUCUAUUAGCUGAAUCAAUCAUCUGUAACCAUAGCAACCAGGUCAGCUGGCUGAAAAACGAGACAAACCUUCGAUCUUUCUGCACCAAAAUUGCUGAUGUUUCUGGUGUCUCCAUCUGCCAGGUGAAGACAUUCCUGUUCUCCAUCGGUCUGAUCAUCAUGGUGUCUGCUGUCAUUACCGUUCACCUUUUGGAGAAGCUCAAGAAGCAAUAAACGCUUAUUUACUGAUCAGACAUGUACAAACUGUAGCUCACUGUAAACUCAUGAAUCCCCUGAGAGCAAAUCAAUAUCAGCUUUUAAUGACUUAAAUUCUUAGAAAAUGUUUCAAUAUUUUUAAAGCAAAAACAACAAAAGUUCUUAUGUGCUUGAUAAACAAAAACCCUGAGCUUAUUAAUAAAAUGCUGUUUAUUUUCUCAUUAUUUGAUCAUGAAUGAAUGACUUUACUGUGAAUAUACAGUGAAGUGGUACAAUGAUUAACUCUAGAGGUGGAUGAAACUGUUCAUGAGAACAUGGACAUGGGACAAAAAUAAAUGAGUUUAAUGCAACACCA